CACGGGGCGCGUUGCCAUGGCGCUCGGGCGCGCGUAGCCAGACCCGGCCCGCGGAGCCAGCCUGGCCGGCCCUGGCGCAGAGGCCGCGGAAGGGCCGAGGCGAGGCCGCCAGGAGACUCCUGCUCGGCGCGGAACGCGGAGGCCGGCGGGGACCGAGUGCGCGGCGCCGUUGCCACGCUCGCAGGAUGCAGGCCAUGGACCCUGCCGCCGCGGAUUUUUACGAGGAGGACGGCAAGGAUCUAGAUUUCUACGACUUUGAGCGUCUCCCCACUCUGCCCGAGGACGAGGAGAACGUGUCCCUGGCCGACAUCCUUUCCCUGCGGGACAGCGGCCUCAGCGAGCAGGAGGCCUGGGCGGUGUGCCUGGAGUGCAGCCUGUCCAUGCGCAGUGUCGCCCACUCGGCCAUCUUCCACACGCUCUGCAUCACGCCAGACACCCUGGCUUUCAACACCAGCGGGAACGUGUGCUUCAUGGAGCAGCUCAGCGAUGACCCUGAGGGAGCCUUCGUCCCCCCGGAGUUUGAUGUGACCGGGAACACCUUUGAGGCUCACAUCUACUCUCUGGGGGCCACGCUGAAGGCAGCGCUUGAGUACGUGGCUGAGCCAGAACCCAGGCUGAGCCAAGACCUGGAGCUGCUGCUGCGCCAGAUGCAGGCGGAAGAUCCGCGGAACCGGCCAGACCUCGAGAGCGUCAUCGCACUGUGCGAGGAGAAGCUGCCCGUCACGUCCUCCUGCCGCCUGUGCCGCAGCCUCUCGGCCGUCGGGAGGAGGGUGCUGUCCAUCGAGUCCUUCGGAACCUUCCAAGAUGUCAGUGAGAGCACCUGGAGGGGGAGACUUGCUGCAAGAAGUGUGGAGCCGAAGAGGCAGCCUGAGGACCACAACGCAGAGGCCCCUCCCACCCCCAAGAGCCCAGAGUACCCCAGGAUCCCACCCUCCAAGUCUCUGCUGUCAGCCCCUGUGAAAAACGGCGAGAGCCCCAGCCUGGAGGGGCUGGCCAGCCUCAUCCUGGAUGCCCCACGCCCCAUAGAGAGGGGCCGCCUGAGGAAAGUGCAGACGGUCCCCAGGCUCCUGCCUGAGGGCCCUGAGACCGGCACCCUCUGCCUGUCACUGACUACCGUGAAAAACCAGUUGCCUACAUCCAAAUUCUUCCCGCCAGAGCCCAGGAAGGCCUUUCCUGAGGGGAAAAAUGGCAUUUCCAGCUUCAAGGCCCAGCCCAAGUCCAGGCUGUGGCGGGAGCCAGAGCCUGAGCUCCAGCAGGAAGGGGCUCGAAAUGUGGGCCUCAGUGGGGACGAGGCCACUGGGGUGCCCAGCCAGGGCCCUGUGGAGGGAAGCCCCCAGCUCCGUUCUGAAGACCCUCAAGAUGCAGGCCAAGACCCUGGGAGCUUCGGGGCUGAAGAGCAGAUUCCAGAAGGAGCUAGGGAACCGGGAAGUGCAGCCACGGAGCAGGGCGUCUCCCUGCAGGACCUCUUGUUGAAGCUGCGCCGGCCCUUCAAGGAGUAUGAGCUCUGGGCUCUGUCGCACGCCUGCCUCAGCACCCUGCGCAUGCACCGCCAGCACCCAGCCUACUUGUGUCCGGACUCUGUGCUGGUGGCUGAAGACGGGACUGUGCUCUUCGGACUGCCCCCUGUCAACGGCACUUACAGCUCCUUCUUCCUGGCUCCCGAGGUUGCAGAGCAAAAGCUGGUGACUGAAAAGGCCUCGGUGUACUGUGUGGCCGCGGUCCUGUGGAUGGCAGCCAAGUUCAGCAUCCCCCGAGACCACAAGCUGGCCCUGCCACGCCGGCUCAAAACCCUCCUCCUGCACAUGGCCAGACGCAGUGCCCAGGAGCGGCCGUCCGCAGCUGAGGCCAUCAAGGUGUGCAGUACUUACCUCCUUCAGCGCGGCAUGGACAGCAGAAAGAUCUUAGCGCACCUGAGGGCGUCCACCUGUAAGGUUUACCAAGAAGAAGAGACCAUCAGUCUCCAAAAUGCUUUCUCGGUGGGUGAACUGGACCCCAGCGCAGUGCCUGCUCCUGUGCCCCGCUCAGGCUUUGUGCAGGUCAGCGGGGACACCAGGCUUGUAGCCAUGGAGGGGCCUGUGCCUAGCCAACCCUCCUGCUGCGAGGGCGCCUUGAAGCUGCCAGUGGCGUUCACCUCCACGGCCACGCACUUCAAGCCCGUGGUCCUCACCCCCGCACCUGGUGCAGCCAGGGACAUGCUUGCCCUGCCUUCGGAAACGGCCGAGAUGCCACAGGAGAGGAGAGGCUGGCUGGCCGGGGACGUCGAUGGAAAGAAGGCCCCUGAGGCCCACACAGUGGCCACCAGCCUGGAGAUGCCUGACCAGCCUGCACCUGGGCCCGGACCACAGCACACAGCCCCAGAACCCCCCAGAGAGUUGGUGCUGAGAGAUUCAGCCCAGGGUGCUGAGAGAUUCUGCCCCCCAGCUCCCACCUCAUCGGCGACGCCCCAGUCUUCUGCCCCAGCCCCGUCCCUGCAGGCACAAGAGUCACCGCAGGAGCAAGGGCCAGAGGAGCAGGUCCCACCUGGAGCCUCUUCUGGAGGCCUCGGGCCCCAUCCCCCAGGCCCCACCACAGCCCGCGAUGGCCCUUGGCGCCCGGCCAAGCCGCCCAGGAGCAAGGCUACCGAGGGCCCCCCCUCGGCCCCACACACCCACUCCCUGGUCGGUGCGAGUGCCAGCAGCCCCAGGAGCCCGCCCGUCAGGGAGCAGGAUGACCGGGCCCCAGACAGUCACUCUGAGCGGCCCCGGCCAGCAGACCGCAAGCUGUGUCCAUCCAGUGUGGACGCCUCACCCCUCCCGGAAAGGACGGCCUGCCCAUCGCUGCAGGAGGCCACACGCCUCAUCCAGGAGGAGUUUGCCUUCGAUGGCUACCUGGAGAACAGGCUGGAGGCUCUGAUCAUGGGGGAAUAUAUUUACGCUCUGAAAGACCUGACCUACGCCACUUUCUGUGGGGCCAUAUCGGAGAAGUUUUGUGACCUCUACUGGGGGGAGAAGCUGCUGCAGAACCUUUUCAAAGUGGUGAACGAGAGGACCUCGCCCUCCAAGAACGCUUCUGAGGAGGCUGCGUCCCAGCAGGAGCCCUGCGCACCGACUGGUUGCUCACCGUCCAGCAAACGGCCCUCGCCGCUCAGAGCAGGGAAGGAGAAGCCUGCCGCUCACAGCAGAGUGCCCUGCCCCGCCCCCGUGCUGGCCAGCGUGGACCCCGAUGAGCUCUCCCGGGGAAACUUGGAAGUGGGGUUUCGGCCUCAGAAGUCAGAAAAAGCCGAGAGUGAACCGCGGCCGGAAGCAGGAGAGGACGGGCAGCAGGUGGGGGGCCGGGAACCAGCCAGAAGGGCCUCCGGCUCGGAAGAAGUGGCCCAGCUGCCCAGGCCCGAGGAGGGCGGCCCAGCCGAGAUCCAGACCUGCAGCCCGGGCUGGAGCAGCGCCUUCUACGAGGCCAACUGCUUCGGUGCCGACGUCCAUAGCUACGUGCAGGAGCUGGGGCUGUGCAGGGCCGGCGGGGCCCCCGACACCUCGAGUCCGGAGCUGGAGCAGCAGCUCAUGAUGGAGAAAAGGAACUACCGGAAGACUCUGAAGUUCUACCAGAAGCUCUUACAGAAGGAGAAGCGGAGUAAAGGCUCCGAGGUCAAGACCAUGCUGUCCAAGCUGAAGGGCCAGCUGGAGGAAAUGAAGUCCAAGGUGCAGUUCCUCGGGCUGGUGAAGAAGUACCUACAGGUCACGUAUGCGGAGUGGUGGGGCCUGGAGCCCUGCACCUUGCCGGUGGUGGUGAACGUCGCGUCCGCCCCCUGUGACACACUGGACUUCAGCCCCCUGGACGAGUGUUCGUCCCUCAUUUUCUACAACGUCAGCAAGCACCCGCGCAGCAGCCACCACGGGAAGGCCCGCGUCCUGCAGGCCGGCACCCCGCUGGGGCUCAUGGCGUACCUCUACUCCAGUGGCGCCUUCCUGGAGGGCUACGUGCAGCAGUUCCUCUACACCUUCCGCUACUUCUGCACGCCGCACGACUUCCUGCACUUCCUACUCGACCGCAUCAGCAGCUCCCUGGCCAGAGCCCAGCAAGACCCCACAUCGACCUUCACCAGGAUCUACAAGAGGAGCUUCUGCCUCCUGCAGGCCUGGGUGGAGGAUUGCUACGCCGUGGACUUCAUGGGCAACGCCGGGCUGCUGGGGAGGCUCGAGGACUUCAUCUCCUCCAAGGUCCUGCCCCUGGAUGGCUCCGCGGAGCACCUGCUCGGCCUCCUGGAGGUGGGUGCAGACCGGUGGGCCGAGGGCGGCCCCCGCGGCACAGGCCUGGAGGACCCCAAGGACGCCGAGGAGGACAGCAGACCUCUCAAUGCCAUCUGUAAGAGGUUCUCCGAAGACGGCACCUCCCGCAAGAGUUUCCCCUGGAGGCUGUCUCGGGGCAACGGGCUGGCGCUGCCCCACCACAAGGAGCACCAGUACACCAUUGCGUCCGCCCUGCCCAAGCCCUGCUUCUUCGAGGACUUCUGCGGCCCCUACACCAAGGCCAGCGCCAAGGGGCCCUACUUCCUGACAGAGUACAGCACCCAGCAGCUCUUCACCCAGCUGACGCUGCUACAGCAGGAGUUGUUUCAAAAGUGCCAUCCCGUCCACUUCCUAAACUCACGGGCCCUGGGUGUCACGGACAAAAGUGUGGCCAUUCCCAAAGCCAGCUCCGAGUCUCUGUUGGCCAAAACCAGCAGCUUAUUUCUGCCCAAUUACGUCCAGGACAAGUACCUGUUACACCUUUUGAGAAGUGCAGAUGACGUCAGCACCUGGGUGGCCGCCGAGAUUGUGACCAGCCACACCUCCAAGCUGCAGGUGACUCUGCUGUCCAAAUUUUUGCUGAUUGCGAAAUCGUGCUAUGAGCACAGGAACUUUGCGACAGCCAUGCAGAUCCUGGGUGGCCUGGAGCAUGUCGCCGUGAGGCAGUCCCCCGCAUGGAGAAUUUUACCCGCAAAGGUAGCAGAGAUCAUGGAGGAGCUGAAAGCCGUGGAGGUCUUCCUGAAGAGUGACAGCCUGUGUCUGAUGGAAGGACGGCGCUUCAGGGCCCAGCCCACCCUGCCGGCAGCCCGGCUCUUGGCCAUGCACAUCCAGCAGCUGGAGACCGGGGGCUUCACCAUGACCAACGGGGCGCACAGGUGGAGCAAGCUCAGAAACAUAGCCAGGGUGGCAAGCCAGGUGCAUGCGUUCCAGGAGAACCCCUACACCUUCACCGCCGACCCCAAGCUGCAGUCGUGCCUCAAGCAAAGGAUCGUCCGCUUCAGCGGGGCCGACGUCUCCGUCUUAGCGGCAGAUACCAGGACCAGCUUCCACCAGACGGCCAGCGAGAAGCACUCUCGGAGGAUUCAGGACAAGCUACGCAGAAUGAAGUCCACCUUCCAGUGACGGAGGAUGUGGUGUGGGCGUGGGGUCCACACGAGGCCCGCCCGACACAAAGCCGCCUGCCUGCUGCCCACACAGCCCGCUGCCUCUACAGCGCGCCAGGAGCCCCGGAGAGAGGAUGGGUGUCAGUGGAGGGGGGGGUGUUUCUGCGAGAAUAUUUACAACCUACAUCUUAAGUUGAGUGAAAAUAAGAGGAAGUCAGCUCAGCCGUACCCACACACAGAUCACACAUCUGGGAGACAGGGCGCUGCCACUGCCCCAGUGACCCAGCCCAGCCCACUCCCCAGGCCACCCCACAGAUGUUUAGUUGCUUUCUGAGCACUUUUCAUGGUUCUGGCCUGUCUUCCCAGACACAGAGGACCAAGGCUGACCUGACCACCUCCAUGCCAGCUGCAGAUUCCCGGGGGUUCUAACCCCUUCCACUAGGGCUUCCUGCCAGCCAAGCCCCAACCUGGCUUAUAUUCCGUCCCUCACGACCCCCGCCAGUCCUGAUGAUCUAGCUCCCGGGAGUCCCAGUCCCACGGGGAUGACAGAGCCUUCCCACCUUCCCCCAUCCCUCCCAGCCCGCCUGCCUUUGCCUGAGCCUCACAGCUCCGCACUGGCAGCACCCAAGGCGCCGGCUCCCCCACCCCACCCCCCCACAAUAGCCCCUGGUGGGGCCCCUGCGGCCUGGCCAGGGUUCUGCUUCCCAGCAAAGCACACAGGACAUAGCAGCUCCACGGCAGAGAGGCGGCCUCGGGCCCUGAGAGUGUCCCUCUGCCUGUCUGGUGGCCUAGGGGCCCCAGGGCUGUGGACCCGCCCUCAGCAGCCAUGCAUGAUGUGUACAGGCCGUGCCUGGGCUCCCACUCCCCGUCCUUACUAGCGCUUUGGCACCUACGAGGAAAUGAAGUUUGCUGCCUCGAUGGUGCCCAACUCUACCCCAGGCCUGUCUCCACAUGGCUAGUGCUGAGCAUGGCCCAGUGGGUGGGGGACGCCCUCGGACAGGGCCCUCUCCCCACAGCAGGAGGCCAGGCCCCCGGGACCAUCCCAGCACCUAUGUGGUCAGUUGCAAAUCGCUGCAAGAGCCAUGAUCACUCUUUUGAGCUUUAGAAUUACUGAUUUAGAGCAACCGGCUAGCGGUACUUCUAGAAAAACUGCUACUUGUGAUAAAAGGCUGCAGUUCCAAUGUCAAUGUGUUUCCCACAAACCUGUCUGAGACAACCAGGUCCUGCUCCAAAGGGCCAUACAGGGAGCUCGGCAGUCCUGGCCGUGCAAAUGUGCUUCAUGUUUUUUUAGGCUUUUAUAUGAAAGUUACAUUCUGCCAAUGAACUCCCGUCUUCAGAUUUUGAAUUUAACAAAGAUAGUGUCACAAAGCUGAAGCAGACUUAGUGUCCAGCACAAAUACACAUUCCACUUGCGACAGUUUCUUCGGGGAAGUGACUGGGCUCUGGGCUUAAGCACGACUGUUUGCAUGGCACCCUCGUGUCCCAUGGUACAAAUUUCUAAAUAAAAUCAUUUCUACC
This is a messenger RNA of Rhinolophus ferrumequinum (greater horseshoe bat), 6883 nucleotides long. It is a transcript of the gene KNDC1, whose product is annotated as kinase non-catalytic C-lobe domain containing 1. Gene Ontology annotation, biological process: small GTPase-mediated signal transduction. Lineage: Eukaryota; Metazoa; Chordata; Mammalia; Chiroptera; Rhinolophidae. Gene Ontology annotation, molecular function: guanyl-nucleotide exchange factor activity. The transcript is spliced from 30 exons. The coding region runs from base 186 to 5384 and encodes 1732 amino acids. The record is from RefSeq and is a predicted model, not a curated record.